Cynocephalus volans (Philippine flying lemur) is the source of this 372-nucleotide messenger RNA. It is a transcript of the gene NPB, whose product is annotated as neuropeptide B. Gene Ontology annotation, biological process: G protein-coupled receptor signaling pathway; feeding behavior. The coding region runs from base 1 to 372 and encodes 123 amino acids. The transcript has 2 exons. The record is from RefSeq and is a predicted model, not a curated record. Gene Ontology annotation, molecular function: G protein-coupled receptor binding. NCBI's taxonomy places the organism in Eukaryota, Metazoa, Chordata, Mammalia, Dermoptera, Cynocephalidae.
AUGGCCCGGCCCGCGACACUGGUGGCCGCCGCCCUGGCGCUGUGCCUGCUGCUACCGCCGCCCGGCCUCGCGUGGUACAAGCCGACGGCCGGGUCCAGCCGCUACUCGGUGGGGCGCGCCGCGGGGCUGCUGUCUGGCUUCCGCGGGUCCCCGAACGCGCAGCGCUCCGAGUCCCCCGUCGGGGCGGGACCCCAGGGCCGGGCCGGCGCAUCCCCGGAGCUGCGCACCGGCCUACGGAGCCUCGCUGUGUGUGUCGAGGACGUCGCCCCAAACCUGCAGAGCUGCCAGCGGCUCCCCGACGGCCGCGGGACCUUCCAGUGCACGGCUCACGUCUUCCUGUCGCUGCGCGCGGCCGACUGCCGCGGCGCCUGA